This is a messenger RNA of Haliotis rufescens (red abalone), 3541 nucleotides long. Its product is annotated as kelch-like protein 8. NCBI's taxonomy places the organism in Eukaryota, Metazoa, Mollusca, Gastropoda, Lepetellida, Haliotidae. The coding region runs from base 232 to 2397 and encodes 721 amino acids. The record is from RefSeq and is a predicted model, not a curated record. Gene Ontology annotation, molecular function: protein binding. The transcript has 9 exons.
CUCUGAUUGCUUGUGUGGAGUACAAGUUAUCUCCAUUACGCCACAAGCUGUGAGAUGUUUGUGUAGGCUGUCUGAGGCUGAUUGCUAGACUGCCUGCUUGGCUGUGAGGCAGCAGUCACCGCAAGCCCGUUAGGCCUUGCCCUGGAGGUGGGAGUGAAACUACAUAUGAAGGUGGUACAUGGGGACACAUGGCAGUUGAGUUUCUGACCUCCGUGGAUACCCUGAUGUCACAUGCUCACUGACAACCAGUGUCACAUCGAUACCUACACCUUCCUUGUCAUUCACAGACAUUAUAGCAACAUGAGCAGAGCAGAAAGAGCAAAGAAGACUCGCAGUUUGUUUUGGCAUGGCUUCUUCAGCUCUCAGCGUUGGGAGGAGGUGAAGGCCGGGGGUGGGUCACCGACCCGGGGGUCACACAGCUCUAGCAUGCCUCAGAAUCCUCCUGUUCCUCUGCGCAAGGACAGCCUGCCCAACCACGCGAGAAAGGCACCCCCAAUCCCGCCAGCCCCCUCCAAGAGGAACCACUCCCACAAGUCCCCACGACCUAGUUCUGAGUAUCAUACAUUACGUGGCGCAUCUGCCGCAUCGCCAACAAGUAGAAAGAUGUCACAUGACUCGGUGACAGAGCGUUUGAACCUUGACAUGACGUCAACACAUACCCAUGAAGAGAGGAAUCUAUGGAAGGACAGUUUCAAGACACUGCUAGAAUUUUAUGAGAAUGGCCAAUUGUGUGAUGUUGAAAUUAUUGUUGGGGAGAGGUCAUUUAAGUGUCAUCGAACAGUUCUGGCAUGUGCAAGUUUGUAUUUCAGGGCGAUGUUCAUGUCCGAGAUGGCGGAAAGUAAACAGGAAACCGUCACUAUCCAUGACAUUGAUGCUCAUGCAAUGGAGAAACUCAUCCAGUUUGCGUACACCUCGAAGAUAACCUUGACAAUAGACACAGUCCAGCAGCUUCUGUAUGCGUCCUCCAUACUGCAGAUGGAGGCGGUCGCUCAAGCGUGCUGUGACUUCAUGAAAACACAACUGACUCCAUCUAACUGUAUCGAUGUGCACAACUUUGCUGAACAGCACAAUCGUGUAGAACUGAUGAAGACAGCCACGGACUACUUGUUAAGUCAUUUCUUAGAGGUUGUUGAAGGUGGAGAGUUCAAGGUCAUGAACAAGAAGUUGCUCGAGAAGUUGAUAUCUUCAUUUGACCUCAAUGUUGAAAAUGAAGUGCAAGUUUAUGAGGCUGUAAUUAACUGGGUGAAAAAUGACCUUGAAACUCGAAGUGAGUUUCUGCCGAGUUUGCUGGAGCAUGUUAAGCUGCCGCUGGUGUCGGCCACGUACCUGAUGGAGACCGUGGAGAAGGAAGAACUCAUGAGGAACAGUCUGGCAUGUCGGGACUUCCUGGAUGAGGCCAAGUAUUUUCGCAUGUCACAAGUCAGCUUAGUACCAGGGGUCAAGGUAACACCACGAACCAGGGAAAGGAAGAGCUAUUCGGGUGUGUUGUUCUGUGUGGGAGGUCGUGGAGCCACCGGGGAUCCCUUCAAAAGUAUCGAGGUCUAUGAUGUCUGCCGCAACAAGUGGUUCCACGUCGCCGAGAUGCACACACGCAGACGCCAUGUUGGUGUAUGUGCUGCCAAUGGUGUGUUGUAUGCUGUUGGUGGACAUGAUGGCAAUGAGCAUCUCAACAGUGGAGAGGUAUUCGACCCCAAGACUAACAAGUGGAAGAAGAUAGCACCCAUGAGCACGCUCAGAAGAGGUAUAGCUCUGUCGUGUUUGGGAGGGCCUGUGUACGCCCUCGGUGGCCUGGACGACUCCACCUGCUUCAACACGGUGGAGCGCUACGACCCCACCACCAACAGCUGGACCCAGGUGGCUUCCAUGAACAUCCCCCGGGGAGGGGUGGGCGUGGCACCCCUAAAGGGUCAACUGUAUGCACUCGGCGGCAAUGACGGCACCAGCUCCCUGGACAAGUGCGAACGUUAUGACCCUUUCACAAACAAGUGGUCCCCAAUUGCCAGCAUGAACAAGAGGAGGGCAGGGGCUGGAGUAGCGGUCUUGGACGGAUCAAUUUUUGUAGCAGGUGGUUUCGAUGACAACGCUCCUCUGGACUCAGUGGAGAAGUACGACCCAUCAACCGACUCAUGGAGCCUCACAACUAGCAUGUCCUGCUGCAGGGGCGGGGUGGGCGUCGGCAUGCUGGGGGGCAAGCUGUACGCUGUGGGAGGCCAUGAUGGCUGCAACUAUCUCAACUCUGUCGAGUCAUACGAUUCACUGACAGACACUUGGGAAACGGUUGCUGGAAUUGAUGUCUGUCGUGCUGGGGCAGGCGUCUCCGUGGUAACAUGUCAGAUCCUUGACCUCCGGGAGCUAGGUCGUCUGAGCUCCACGGCUGGCGCAGCUGGUCGUCUGUGAGAGGGAUCCAGCAGUAUCGGGCGGGGGCAGGCGUGGCCUUCUGUGAGUGCCCACUUAAAAAUGUCCGCAAAUUUAUGAGAGGCAUGAUGCUGGAGCGCCUACAGUGUGUCUGAUGUGUACAAACAAACACACGACAUACUGUGUGUCAUCCCACUGAGGACAGACAUGGAAGAACUGUUCACCUGUCUUGAUACAUGGGACAAGAUGGCGGUAGACAACUGGAUUUAUCAUGACAGUCAUGCAUCAUCUUGGCAACGGACAUCCAGGAGAGGUCAUUGAGAAGACCAAAGGCACCCCUUCUGCUCAUUCAAUACAAGGCCAGUCAUUCUUGGAAUAAGGUGAACACGGGUAUAGUUGAAGCAGAUAUACUCACCCAUAAUGGCCUUUCCUAAACCUCAGAAAGCUGUGGACUACUUGAUGACUCAGGUUCAUCUCACUGUCCUGUAGGAUAUCCAUCGCCAUACUGCCAGAUCUCAUCCCGGCAGCAGAUACUCGACACCUCCAAGCCUCCACGCUAGCCUAGUGUGGUGUACUUGUAUUGGCUGUUUACUGUUGCCUGAAGCACAGAAAGGACCAAAUUUCAUUAGCUAUGGGCUUUUAGUCAUAGCUCCACCUGUAUUUAUUAUUUUUCCUCUUUCACACCCGUCACAGCUUAGUGUGCUUCAAGCUUUGGCCUGUGUACACUUGAAUAUCAAAUUCUGCUUCGAGGAAUGCAGAUUUUCCAUCCAUUAAUGUUCAGUGUUUGCAUGUUAGGUUACACGUUGUUGUGAAAGAAUUAUCAUGUUUAUAUAUGUCACUUUUUUUCAGUGAUGUAUCUUGUUAGUUGAUUGUUGAUGUUUUCUUUUAAAAUGACAAACAUUCUUGGUCACAUCAAAUUUUAUGUAGUUGAGUUCAUAAUCAUCAUUGUGAAAGAGAUGGGGCAAAAUAUCAAGAAUGUUCAAGAUGGGUAAUAAUUUCAUUUAAAAUGUUCAAAUCCAGACUGUGAUAAUAUGAGAAAUAUUACAUGGGAUAAAAAAGGGUGCAAGUUUCACGGACUGGUGGUAGAUUUUCUGUGUAGUUUGGUAAAAGUAAAAUGAUGCUAUGGUAAAACCUGUGAAGAUCCAAGGUAGAAUAGGUCUUCAGCAACCCACGCUUGCCGUUAAAG